GUACCGAAAAUAAACAAACAGCGCUUUGAGUCUCGAUUCUCUUAUUUUACCAUAUUCUCGGGUUGAACUCUGGCUCAAUAGUUAUGAUUGAAGGAAUUUUAGUUGAAUAAUAUGUUGGAGAUGUCCUAUAGUUGGGCAUUGUUAGCAUCGAAAUAACAAUUCGAACAAGAAAACAGUUAAAUAUCACAUCAUUGCUCUGUAAAACUGUAAUAAAUUUAAAAUGUCAGAAGUCAGGGUUCCAGUUCGUGUUCUGCCGAGUGGUAAAGUUUACCGACAAAUGUUCGAUGCUGAAGUUCAACUUGUGAACUCACUUCAAGCCAGAAAACCCGAAAAGCAUCGUUUACCACCACUACAAUUGAGUACUGAAACUGCCCAACAUUCAAGAGAUUUAAAAUCGUCAGGAAAUAUUUUGACAGAACGUCAAAGAUCAUGGAUGAUUGGGAUGCCAAAUGAUUAUGCAACAGAAAAUCCAGUAAAAUAUAGACAAACAACCACAGAAGCAGCAUCAAGAUUACAGGAAAAUGAACCAGAUGCUGAAAUAGUGGAAGUACGUGGACUUCCUAAUGUCUUGUCCAAAACGAAACGAGAAUCCAACAUUAUUGAUAAAAUUGCGGAAAGGAGAAAAGAACGUCAUGAAAUUGAAGUUGAAAAGAUGCACGAUGAUCUAUGUAUGAUCAGUAACAGAAUUGAACCAAGAAUUACUGAAAUUGGACAAUUUUUGAUAAAACAGUUUGCUGAAGAUGAUGAAAAAAUUAAAGCUAUUUUCAAGGAAAUUGAAUCAGAUGAAGAACUGGUUAACUUCAGUCAUGAAAUGUUGGAACAAAUAUGGAAUAGAGUUGAAGAACAUUUUCCAAAAAGAAAAACAUGGGUUGAACUUGCUGAUGCCAACUUCGCUCUUGUUGAACAUGAUAGAAUUGAAGUGAUAUCAGGUGUCUUCAGAAAAUAUGCUGCUGUAUUGGAAAAGAUAGCUUCACUUAUGCCUGCUGAUGUUCAGAGAUUCAUUGAAAAAGAAUCAAUGAUGGCAAAUCAGAGCAUACUUGCAAACAGACGGGCAUAUGCGAAACUACGAAUCAAUUUAUUGGAAUCUGAUAUUCAACGGGAAAUGGUCCAACAUUUAACAUGGAGUGAGAGAGUUCAGGAUUGGAAGAAAUUAAAUGCAGAAAUUGCAGUUAAACAAUUCAUUGAAUUUAUGAAUGGAAAUGAUGUAACGAAUCCACCAGACAUAGAUGGAGUUAAUGAGAGUCAUCUGCAAGAACAAACCCAAUUGCAAGAAAAACGAAAUGAAACUUUGGAACAAUUACUGGAAUUCAAGCCGCCUACAUCAACCAAAACAUCAGUGUAUAAAUGGAAUUCAGCACUUUCCAAAUCCCAAGAAAAUAUAGAUCAACUUCAUUUAAAAUGGGUUCGAACACUGAAUGAAAAAUAUGAAAAUGUUUGUCAAAGAUGCCUUGCUGAAAUUGACAAGUAUCGCCAAAAUUUACUGUUGUCAAAAGUAUGUUCUGAAGAAGAUGUUCAGCGAAUUGUAAACGAACACAUGCUGCCUCUUGUGGGUCAGCGUCAACGGGAAUUUGAGUCCAAGCUGGAGAAGAUGGAUCAAAUUUUCGAAAGUUUGGCUAUACGAACAGAGCACCAACUCAAACGUUUAUUCAAGUUUACUCAGGGUGCAGCCCAUCUAUGGGAUGUUCAUGAAAUUGGAUUGGCAAAACAAGAGAGAAAACUUCAGAAUGAUCUUGAUGAAAGCCGCCAGAAACACGAUGUUGACAAUCAAGAGCGAGAAUCAAAAUUAGAUGUUGUUAUGGACAGAUUAAGACAAGAAAGUACAGAAGAAGCAUUGACUUCUUUUUUACAAAAAUCACUCGAAAUGCUUGAACAUAUCUACAGCGGAUAUGAAGAAUUUCAUGAAGAACAGAUCAACACUGUUACAAAAUAUCCUGACAUGGUUAAAUCAGAAAUUCAACGAUAUGAUGACGCUGUUUGCACUUUUUUCAAUGUCAACAGAAAUAAACCUACUCAAAAUUCAAAUACACAACCUAAAUCCCCGAAGAAACGCAAUGUAGCUGUAGUGAGGGCACAGCAUACUAGAAGAUUGUCAAUGGUGAGACCAGUUAGUGCCCAAGAGAGUUCGACAGAGAGAAGGUUGUCUAUUCAACAUAUUCCUGAGAGGAGAACACAUAGUGCAGAACAUGAUAAGCAGAGACCAAGAAGUCCAUCACCUCUUGCUAAACAAACAUCACCAAGACCCAUACAAGAGAAAGCAAAAGUAUUGCGAGACACCCUCACUACUGAUAAAGGAACCUCAUUUUAUGUUGUCACUGUUGCUGAUAAGGAAGAUUUUGAAGAAGAAGGAGAGAAAGAAGAUACGAAAGAUGAUGAUAAUGAAGAGGGAAGACGUUCUUCUGCUCUUUCUGGCACUGCAUUCAUGACAGAAGUUUCUGACGAAUCAGGUAAAUCUGAAAUGCCUAUGUAUAUCAGAACAGUGUAUAUGGAGACAGCCACCCUUCGUAACAUCAAAAAAUGCAUUAGAAUGCAGUUCCUGAAUCAUUUGGAAACAUGGAGCGAACAAGCGAUGAUAAAUGCAGACAAUUCAGCAAGAGAUAAACAAGAAGAACUCGCAUCUGAACUUGAUCUUAGAAAACAUCUACAUGAACCUCGUGCCAAACGUAUCGAAUUAGAUGUCCACAAUGUUAGAGCAGCUGAACUGGUGUUACAUAAAGAGCGUGUAUCAAGACAUUGUAAGGGAAUAACAGCUGCAUUGCUUGGAUUGAAACAAGAUUUUGAUGAAAUGACAAAAGAUCAUGAAAUACAAGCUUCAAAUUUUCGAACUAAAAUCGAAGCAAUGGAAAAUAUAUUCAUCAAUGCUACAAAAUCAGCAAAACUAGUUGAACUGACAAACUCACUACAUGGAAAUCUGGAUAGUUACAUGCAAGCUAUCAAAGCAUCACUCAGACAUUUUCGACAAACUCUAGAUAACACUCUGAGUAGAUUACGAGAUUCAAAUGCUCAAUGUCUCAAGUCUUUCAAGCUGUUUUCACAAGGAGGCAACUUCUCGCCAGAUGAAACUGUUGGUCUUCGUAAAAAACUUGAAAAAAUGUCUCAAAGAGUUGAUGCGGCAGAAGGUGUCAUCAUGCAUGAUUUGGAAGGAAUGGAAUCAAAACGACUCGAUCAAGCUACUGAAGUCAUCACCAAGUUUGAAGACAGGUUCCGCAAUCACAUGUCUGAUUUGACUUUCAUUGAAAAAGUUCAACGAUGGAUUACGAAUUCACAAGUUCGAAUAAAAACGGAAGUUGCUCAUUCUAACGGAAUGGCAGCAAGUGUAGCUCGACAUGUUAAACUUGUCAAAUCAAGGAUAGAUGCUUGUAAACAUCCAAAUCCUGACAAGGAGGACAUUACACCAAAGUUUUUAUGUCAAUAUACAAAUGAAGUGAUGUCAUGUCUUCAUACAAGAGCUGAUUAUCUUAAUUGUAAAGUUAAAAUUGUUGAAGAAUCUCCUCUGCAGUCAAGUGCUCAAGAUCUCACUGACCGCACUCCAGUCGAAAAGCCAGCAUCUAGAGGUGGGGGACUAACACCUGCUCCAUCAUCAAGACAAAAAAGUCGGCAGAGUCAAGGCAGAAAUUCAAAAGCAGGGUCAAACAAACCAACACCAUCAGGUGUGAGUGCCCCAAGUCGAACUGACCUUCAAACUGGUGGAACAUCAAGGAGAGCUCAACACCAGGAAGAUUCUGCUAUUGGAAUGAUUAAGAGCAUUCUCAGGGCACAGAAAGGGAUGGACCCUGAGUCAGAAGAUUUAAGAUCAGUUAUGACAGGAGGAACAAGACCUAUUCCCUCUACUGCUGCCUCUCAGAUUGGAAAUUCUCGUAUGCAGAAAGGUAGUUUUAAAAGACAAGGAACAUUAACAAGCAUUGCUGGAAGUACAACUGAUUCUGAUAAAGGGAAAAAGAAAGAUGGCGGAAGUCGAGUUGGAUCUGGUAUAUAUAAACGACGUGAAACUAAAUUCGAACUUCGACAUAUGGUGUUCGGUACUUCAUCAACAUCUGGAACUCACUUUGAGGCAAAGAUCACUCAAAUACUGUAUGAAACAUUAGACGGAUUACUUUCAACUGGAGAAAUUUAUUACAAACAGAAAGGAGCGAGAGCUGUAACUAGACCAGAUCAUAUGCAGGAUAAUUUUGAUCAGUUUUCUGAUGUUGUUGUUGCAAAAUUAUUAAACUACGAAGAACAAACCAAAGAAUACCACAAUACUUCUUUACAAGAAUUCCGCCAUCAGUUGAAAACGCUUGAGGAAGAUUUAUCAGAAGUUCCUAAUUUAGUUUUGGACGAGAUAUUGAGAAAAAGUCUGCAAAAUCUCAGAAGAGAACAACAGAUCAUUCAAGCUGAAUUUUUAAUAAAAGAAGCUAACUGGAAAAAAGUGAAGGAAAAUCACAAAGUUUCUCUCAGACCAACAUUAGGUCAUCCUGAUCAGGAAGUAAGACUUCAACAACUGAUAACAAAAGAAGAGGAAAGACAGGCUGAAAAUUUGUCUGGUAUUCAACAACACAGCAAGGAUUUAAAUGAAAAGGCUCAUGAAGUCACAAAGCAUUUUUUGCUCAAUAUUGGACAGGCUUGUGCAAGUUUAUUGGAUCAGUUUGAUUAUUCUCUCACAAUCGAUGAUGUCAAUUCAGGAAAAAUUGAGUUGAAAAAAGAACCGACUAGUAUAUUACUACGGAAGAAAGCUGCUGGUAUUGAUCUGCAUGACACUUCAUAUCGACCAUCUUUGCCACGUGGACCUAAUGUCUGGCCGGGGCUUGAGGUUUCUCAUCUUCUUGAAAAGGGAGAAGUAUUAACUGAAGUAGCAGAAGACAUAAAUUGCAACAAGACGACGCUUUCACACACAUCAUCCGUCACCACCAGAGAUAAAUGCCUUACAGCCUUCACUGAAGCCUAUAAUUCAGUCAUGGGUGAAAUUAAAGAACAGGAAGAAUUAAGAACACUCAGUGAAGAGAGAUGGGCUGAAAAUUGGCGACAGUCUGUUCGAAACGUCCAACAGCUUUAUACGUGAUUGAUAAAUUCAAAAGAUUAAUUUGUUAUAGGAUGUAGAUGUAUAUAUAUCCCUUGUAUUUUCCACUGUUUGUAAUAAAGUUUUAGUUUUAUAGUGU
Styela clava is the source of this 5132-nucleotide messenger RNA. Its product is annotated as coiled-coil domain-containing protein 180-like. The record is from RefSeq and is a predicted model, not a curated record. NCBI's taxonomy places the organism in Eukaryota, Metazoa, Chordata, Ascidiacea, Stolidobranchia, Styelidae.